CGCAGCUGGCUCCUUUAGGAAUACUGGAGUGCCGUGAAUCUACCUUGGACAGUUACCACUGAUUCGUGCAUGAUUAUCGUCAUUACCAGCAUUAUCUUUUCUGUUCUUGUUUCUUUGUCCGACCGAUUUUUUUUCGUUACUCUCCAUCUGGAUUCUUCACCGGUUCAAUGGAUUUGGGCUUCGACAUAGAGGCCAAUCAUGGAUACGAGGUGAUGCGUUCGGACUGGAACGUUUAAAAUUACUUCUGUACGACACAUAGCCUAAUUUGUACGCCUGUCUAUCGCCGUGGCGACUGUUGUUUCUCAUUGUCACAAAAUGGUCAGCUCGCGCUCGCUUUCUGUGAUGCGAUAUUGUAUUUGAUGUGCGCAAAUGCAGUUAAUUUUUAUGCACGUAUUGUUCUCGUUCACAACAGCCUAUUUUCGCAUUCCUGCAGUGCUCAAAGAUAUUUUUUUCGAUGACGUAAAAAAUGGCCAGCAAGAAAAGAGCGACUGAGUUGUCCCUCACUCUCAGCAAUUCCAAUGGAAUCAGUUAGGCUUUUUUAAGGCCGUGUUUCAGACAUCGUUUUUACAGACCUAUACAUAUAUAUAUAUAUAAACAAAAUGUCCGUCAUGCCGUUCCUGGCUGUAACCUAGUCGGCAAAUAAGUGAGAAGAGGAGGGCGUCAACAGGUUUCCAUCGCUAUAAGGACAUGGAUUUCGUGCAAGUGAUUCUGUGCUUUAUGGCGUGCUGGAGCGGCGCAGGAGCAGUUUUCAAUCUGAAAUACACAGUGGAGGAAGAAUUGCGCGCGGGAACGAAAAUCGCCAAUGUCACUGCGGACGCGAAAGUGGCUGGAUUCGCGCUCGGGAAUCGGCAGCCUUUUUUGCGAGUAAUCUCCAAUUCCGAACCGCGAUGGGUAAACCUAAGCCCGGCAGGACUGCUCCUCACUAAGCAGAAAAUCGAUCGCGACGCUGUUUGCCGGCAGAUGCCGAAGUGCACCAUUUCUCUGGAGGUAAUGUCCAACUCGAUGGAGAUAUGCGUGAUUAAAAUCGAGAUCCUGGACGUGAACGAUAACGCGCCCCGAUUCCCCACCAGCCAUAUCGACAUCGAGAUCUCGGAAAACGCCGCUCCAGGCACGCGGUUUCCCCUAGAGGGCGCAAGCGAUCCGGACUCGGGAAGCAAUGGCGUUCAGACUUACUCCAUCACCCCCAACGAUAUUUUCGGCCUGGAGAUCAAGACCAGGGGAGACGGAUCUAAAAUAGCCGAGCUCAUAGUAGAAAAAACUCUGGACAGGGAAACACAGUCUCAUUAUACGUUUGAAAUCACGGCCGAGGAUGGAGGAGAACCACCAGAGACUGGGAGUGUACAACUUAACAUCAAAGUAAUUGACUCCAAUGAUAAUAAUCCUGUGUUUGAUGAGCCCGUUUACACCGUUAAUGUGAUGGAAAAUUCUCCUAUAAAUACAUUAGUAAUAGACUUGAAUGCCACUGAUCCAGAUGAAGGAAUAAACGGUGAGGUUGUAUACUCAUUUAUUAAUUUUGUGUCCAACCUGACUAAACAAAUGUUCAAAAUUGAUCCCAAAACUGGCGUCAUAAGUGUAAAUGGAAUUUUAGACCAUGAAGAACUGCGUGUGCAUGAAAUAGAUGUUCAAGCCAAAGAUCUGGGUCCAAAUUCCAUUCCAGCUCACUGCAAAGUGAUUGUCAAUGUAAUAGACGUCAAUGACAAUUCACCAGAAAUUAAGCUUUUGUCUGAAAACAGUGAGAUGGUAGAUGUCAGUGAGAAUGCACCUCUUGGAUAUGUCAUCGCACUGGUGAGAGUUUCAGACAAUGAUUCAGGUGCAAACGGGAAAGUGCAGUGCAGACUGCAGGGCAACGUGCCUUUCAGACUCAAUGAGUUUGAGAGCUUCUCCACCUUACUUGUUGAUGGCCGACUAGACAGGGAGCAGAGAGAUAUGUACAAUCUUACUAUCUUGGCUGAGGAUAGUGGUUAUCCCCCACUGAGAAGUUCAAAAUCUUUUGCAGUUAAAGUAACAGAUGAAAAUGACAACCCCCCUUAUUUCACAAAGCCACAUUACCAAGCAAUGGUGUUAGAAAAUAAUGUCCCAGGUGCAUUCCUGCUUGCAGUGUCUGCUAGAGAUCCUGACCUGGGAAUGAAUGGCACAGUGUCUUAUGAAAUCAUCAAAUCAGAAGUUCGAGGAAUGUCAGUGGAGUCAUAUGUUACUGUAAACUCAAAUGGAGAAAUUUAUGGGGUCAGGGCUUUUAAUCAUGAAGACACACGGACAUUUGAAUUUAAGGUCUCUGCCAAAGAUGGGGGAGAUCCUUCAUUAACAAGUAAUGCCACUGUGCGAAUUGUUGUUCUGGAUGUAAAUGACAAUACACCUGUGAUGACGACCCCACCACUCGUUAAUGGCACUGCGGAGAUUUCCAUCCCUAAAAAUGCUGGUGUUGGUUAUUUGGUUACUCAAAUCAAGGCUGAUGACUAUGAUGAGGGAGAAAAUGGAAGACUGACAUAUUCCAUCUCAGAGGGAGACAUGGCAUACUUUGAAAUUGACCAGAUUAAUGGUGAGGUGCGGACCACAAAAAUGUUUGGAGAAAACGCCAAACCGUCCUAUCAAAUCACCGUUGUGGCCCAUGACCAUGGCCAGACAUCUUUAUCUGCUUCUGCGUACAUCAUUAUCUACCUCUCUCCGGACCUUGACACACAGGAGCAGAUUGGAUCAGUAAACCUGUCCCUCAUCUUCAUCAUCGCUCUGGGAUCCAUUGCUGCUAUUUUGUUUGUCACAAUGAUCUUUGUAGCCGUGAAGUGCAAAAGGGAUAACAAGGAAAUUCGCACAUACAACUGCAGUUUUUUGUACCUGCGCAGGGUGGCGGAGUACUCCUAUGGCAACCAGAAGAAGUCAAGCAAAAAAAAGAAAUUGAGCAAGAAUGAUAUCCGCCUGGUGCCACGAGACAUGGAGGAGACAGACAAGAUGAAUGUGGUGAGCUGCUCAUCCCUCACAUCCUCUCUCAACUACUUUGACUACCACCAGCAGACACUGCCACUGGGCGGCAGACGCUCUGAGAGUACCUUCCUCAACGUGGAAAGCCAGAACUCAAGAAAUGCUGCACCGAACCAUGGCUACCACCACACCUUCACUGGGCAGGGCCCACAACAGCCCGACCUAAUCAUCAACGGCAUGCCACUGCCAGAGACAGAGAAUUAUUCCAUUGACUCCAGCUAUGUAAACAGCAGAGCACACCUCAUCAAAAGUACAUCAACAUUUAAGGACAUGGAGGGUAACAGCCUAAAGGACAGUGGUCAUGAAGAAAGUGACCAGACGGACAGUGAGCAUGACGUACAGAGGGGCCACUAUGCUGACACAGCUGUGAAUGAUGUACUCAAUAUGACUGUGCCUCCCAACAGCUGCCAACUAUCAGAUCCAGAUCCCUCAGAAGGCUUCCACUGCCAGGACGAGUGUCGGAUCCUGGGCCAUUCAGACCGCUGCUGGAUGCCACGUGUGCCAGUGCCAGCGCAUGUCAAGUCACCCGAACACAGUCGUGAUGUCAUUGCCCUGUCUAUUGAGGCUACUGGCAUGGAUUUGCCACAUUAUGAGGAUUGUGGUACCACCAAAAGGACUUUUGCCACCUUUGGCAAGGACGGGCCAGAUGAGGAGCCAAAAGGCAAGAGGACAAAUGAGAUGACCACAGGCAUCUGCAGCCCUAAAGCUAACAGUGGCAUUCGUGAGGCUGGAAAUGGGCGUGAGGCUAUUAGCCCCAUCACAUCACCAGCACACAUUAAGAGCCCGCAGUCCAAGCCACCCACUGGCUACAACUCAUUAAAAUGCUGCGAUGUUGAGCGUAUCGCAAACCAUAGUCUGCUACGCCAGCCAGAGGGCAAAGACAGCGAGCCAGCCUUGCGUGAGAUCAACACAUUACUGCAGGAUGGACGGGAGAAGGAAUCCCCUAGUAGCAAGCGCCUGAAGGAUAUUGUGCUUUAACUAGCUCGCAGACACUCGCACCUAGGCUGGAAGUGCUGUUCUGAGUGUGUGUUUAUAUGGGAGAGAAAGAAGGGGCACACAGCUUUGUCUCUAGAGAGAAAAAGUGCAUACAUUUAGUAAGCACCAUGGAAGAGUAUGUUGGACUGAAAAUGUAUCUGCCAGGCUCAGGCAGCAGAAGCCAAGGCUUUGCAGUAACAAGAAUUCUUGUCUUAUUUGUUUGUUUUACUUCUGUUUCUCUUAUGGCAAACAGUGGACAAACGGGUCAGUGUUAGCUGUGUGCAUGCUAAUCCCUUCCCCCUUUUUGUCUCACUCAGUCUUUUUUAAUCAUUAUGCAGGAAAGAUAUUUUGGUGGACCAGGGGUACCAUCUGAGUACACUCAUUGCCUUUUAGACUCAUAAUAGACUUCUUUUGGAUAAUACCUUUUUCAGUGUGCAGUUUGCUUCAGCUGCCAAAUGGCCCCAUUGUACCCAGAGAGAAUAAUCCAUUGUUCUGGAGGAGAACUUUCUCAUGUUCUGCACUGCCCAGCUCAGCUCUUCCAACAUUGGGUGUACGUGAAUGUGUGGGAAUGCUCUGCAAAUCUCAUUUCAUUUCCUUUCUUCUUUCCUCAUCAGAUAGGACAAAGCUCUUCGGGUUUCCUCAAUACAUUGUUUAAUAUAAUAAGCAAUUAAAACUUAUAUGUUUAUUACCGCAAAUUAAGUUAAUUCUCACAAUUCUCUGAAGUUGGUGAAACAUGUUCCAUGGGAAAAAAGACUCCUUGCCUUUGAAAUCUUCUGUGCACAUUCUUGACUGUAGCCAAUGGAGCAUUGUGCUCUGGUCUUGUUUGUUUUUUUUCUCCCCUUGCUUUAUAUUUGUUGUUAUUGUUUUUGUUUUUUGUUUUUAACUUAUCUAUGGGACUAGCAUAGAAGAGGUCGUCAUUCAUGUCUUGCUAUGUGAAACUCUGUAUAGGGUUUACUAUGAUAAUUUUUAAUAACCUGUUGUUAUGUGACAAUCCCUUUAAUGUUUUGUUGAGUAAAAACAAAAAAACAAAAACAAAAAAAUAAACCCUGGUGUUCAACUGAAGCUACAGUAGCAUUUGUUACACAAACACAAAAAAGGAAAGAAAUGUGAAAAUAUAUUUUAUAAAUAAUUUAAAUAUAUAUAAUGAUAAUAUUUAAUGCUGUUGUUGUUCUUUUAUCAACAAGAUACACUUGAAAUUAACAGGCUUUUUAAAUAACUGAUUACUUUUGCUUUCAACUGAUC
This is a messenger RNA of Ictalurus furcatus (blue catfish), 5190 nucleotides long. It is a transcript of the gene pcdh19, whose product is annotated as protocadherin 19. Gene Ontology annotation, molecular function: calcium ion binding. NCBI's taxonomy places the organism in Eukaryota, Metazoa, Chordata, Actinopteri, Siluriformes, Ictaluridae. The transcript has 5 exons. The record is from RefSeq and is a predicted model, not a curated record. Gene Ontology annotation, biological process: homophilic cell-cell adhesion. The coding region runs from base 688 to 3951 and encodes 1087 amino acids. Gene Ontology annotation, cellular component: plasma membrane.